Messenger RNA from Acanthoscelides obtectus, 429 nucleotides. NCBI's taxonomy places the organism in Eukaryota, Metazoa, Arthropoda, Insecta, Coleoptera, Chrysomelidae. The record is from the annotation of a GenBank genome assembly.
AUGACAAGGAUAGUAGGCAGAAAGGACAAAGGAAACACUAAAAAUGUUAAAGAUAAAGGCAAAGAUGAAGAUAGCAACGCUGAUGAUGAUGAAGAUGAAGGUAAUGGAGACGAUGAUGAUGACAACAGCGAUGAUGAAGAGGAAGACAAGAAAAUUAAACAUCUAUUCACUACAAAUAAACAGAAUAGGCCAAAGACAAGAAUAAUAAGCAAAAAGAACAAAGGAAGAGCUAAAAAAGGACAAAAUGACGAUGAUGAGGACGAGGAUAGCGAUGCAGAUGAUGAUAACGAUGACGAAGAUGCUGACGACGAUAAUGAAGAAGAUGAUGACGAUGCUAAUGAUUCUGAUGAUGAUGAAGAAGAGAAACAAAGAAUUUCCAAAGUAAGAAUAAUAGGAGGCAAAGGAAAACUGAAAGCUAGAGAUAAGUAA